Messenger RNA from Plenodomus lingam JN3, 1926 nucleotides. RefSeq lists its product as uncharacterized. The record is from RefSeq and is a predicted model, not a curated record. NCBI's taxonomy places the organism in Eukaryota, Fungi, Ascomycota, Dothideomycetes, Pleosporales, Leptosphaeriaceae. Gene Ontology annotation, molecular function: heme binding; monooxygenase activity; iron ion binding.
AUGUCGAAUAUGGAAUCCGUCCCCAUGACCGUCUUUGCACUCAUGCCUUUGCUCGCUGUCGCGUUACAUGAAUUUGUUCUACGAAGAGUCGAGGUUGACCACCUGGCACUGCCUAUUAUCGUCGGGUCGUGUACCGCCUACUGGGUCUUGGGCUAUUACACUGGCUUCGUUACCGCAACUUUGGUAGCCACGAGCUUCUGGGCUACACUCUGGGUUUACAUUGGAGUCUAUCGCGCAUUCUUCCAUCCGUUGAGGGACUUUCCUGGCCCGGCUGGUGCAAAGCUAUCAAGAUGGUGGACACUCAAGCAGGUGUGGUCUAGUAAGCUUCACUAUCAUCGCGUCUUGCAGCAGUUACAAGGAGAAUACGGUGACUAUGUGAGGACAGGGCCGCGCGAGCUUUCGAUUUUCGAUCCUGCUGCAGUUCAACAGAUCCUCGGCUUUCAUAGUAAAACGACAAAAGGACCAUUCUACGAUGUCAUGGAACGGUCUCUGCAUCUUAACCGCGAUAAAGCCUUUCAUCGUCAGCGACGCAGGGUCUGGGAUAACGCAAUGAAGACUUCAUUGAACGCUUUUGCCCCUCGGAUCGAGCAGUUCACGGACCAGUUGCUGAUGCGACUGCGGGGUGAAGAGGGAAAGCUUGUGCCACUUUUGGAGUACACAACAUAUUACAGCUAUGACACAAUGGCUGCGCUAGCUUUUGGCAAGCCAAUGGGCUUCAUCAAAGGCCAGCAGAGCGAUGUCGCCGCAAGUAUUCUGGCAACCUUUACCAAUGGUGUCAGAGCAAUGGGCUACAUGUACCAUAUGCCGUGGUUGAUGAAUGCUUUGUCGGUCCUGACAUCGGUGGCUGGGCCGAUGAAGGAGUGGCGAGAUUGGAGUGUCAGCCAAAUGAAGCAGAGAAUGGCUCUCAAAGAUAACAAACCGGAUCUCAUCUCCCAUCUCAUCGCUGCAACACCCAACAACGCUGCUGGCCGCGAUCUCCUCUAUGGCGAAUCCCGACUCAUCAUCAGCGCCGGCAGCGAAACCACAUCCACGGCCUUGACCUUCAUCUUCAUGCAGUUGGCAACGCGCCCAGAAAUCAUGCGUGCCGUCCGCAAAGAAUUUCACGACAACGCCAUGGACUACAACUGCCAGAAGCCGCUGCCCCUCCUCGACGCCGUAAUCCAUGAAUCCAUGCGCCUCUGGCCCUCCGUCUUCUUUGGCGCCCAACGAGUGACGCCCCCUGAGGGCCUCACUAUUCAUGACCGCUUCAUCCCCGGCAACAUGAUUGUGCAUAUGCCCCAUUUUCCCAUGUACCGUGAUCCCCGCAAUUUCAUUCAGCCGGAUGAAUUUAUUCCUGAGCGCUGGACUACGAGGCCAGAGAUGGUGCUGAAUAGACAGGCCUUUAUGCCGUUUUCCACGGGCCCGUACAGCUGUGCGGGCAAGGGACUGGCCAUGAUGGAGUUGAGGAGUGUGACUGGGAGGGUGGUGAGUGAGUUUGAUGUUGUGUUACCGGAUGGGUUUGUGCCGGAUGCUUAUUGGGAGGGGGUUUUGGAUCAUUUUACCGCGGGGCCGCCGAGGAGAGAAGUCAGGAAUUGGCUGAUUGCGUUGAUGGGGUUGAGUGCCGGGAGGAUCGUUAAUGGUCAAGGGCACAUGAAAGUUAUCGGUGGCAUCUUUUGGCGCGAAUGCUUUGAAGUUGUAUCGAUGCAAAGUUGGCUCGUGCUCGUUCCAACAUCGGCUGUGCUUCUUCCUGGGCAAUUAUAUCGAGGACUUCUGCUGCUGGCUCCUCUGCUAUCCCUAAAAUCUGGUUACAUUGCCGAUGGCUUCCAGGCUCUAGCUAUAUUCAGCACCUUGGCCAGCCAGACUGGAGUUCUUAUUCUUAUUCGGGUUCCUCGUCGUCUUUGUGUGGGAUAUGAAACAGCGAGCAUCUCCCUUCUCUUUCGUUCCUGA